AUGACUUGGCUCCAGUCGGAACCGGGUCGCCUCCGAGCAAAAGCGCGAGAAGAGACGGAAGCUGAGAUUAAAACCAUGGAGACGUGGCGAGGACGUCCGCAUGAAAUUCAAGAGCCGAGCCUGAAGACCCGAUACAUUCGGGACCCGGUUUUGGAAGGCCUGCCAUUGGGGAACUUCAAUGCCCUAGAGGAGCGGAGCGAGGUAUCUGGCAGCCGUGCUGAAGAGCCUGAGGUGGAGGAGGACCCGGAUAUGGAGGACUUCGCCUUCUUUGCGGGUCUCACGGAGACGACAGGGGAGCCCGAAGCCUGUGAGUUGGAGGUGCCGCCCACAGCGUCUUCUUCCUCGAGAGCCUCGGCACCUUUGGCCUUUGCCAACGCGGCGAAGGAGAAACGGCAGGAGGAGGAGGAGCUUCGGCAAGAGGAGGAGAGGAAGCGCCAAGAGGAAGAGGAGAGAAGAGAGGAGAAGAGGCGGAAGAUUGAGGAAGAGAGGAGAAGAAAGGAGGAAGAGGAGGCCCGGGAGCGCGAAAAGAAGCGCCGGGAAGAGGCCAUCCGACAGGCCGAGGAGGAGCGUGAGCGCCGUGCUCAGCGGAGAAAGAUGGAGGAGGAGGAGAAGAAACGCACCGAAGCCUCGAGAAUCGAGACGGUCAAGAAGCGCGCUGAAGAGAUUGAACGACGGCGACAGGCGGAGGAGGAGUUCCUGGCCAACGCCGAAGCCCAAAAGAAGGCCCAGGCCAAGAUGGAAGUGAAAGUGCCCAGCAGCCUGCCAGUGGCCGAAGGCUCCCUGUCGGCGCUCCUGCGCACUGGCGCGCCGGACCUGCGCCGCCCCGCCGAGCCGGCGGAACCGCCGCGGGCGCCGGUGCUGGAACGGCACUCGCGGAGCCCACGCAGGAGCGAGCGACGACUCGACCGAGUGGACGCCAAGGGUUGGGGAUUUGAAUUGGUGGAGACGGACAG
This is a messenger RNA of Durusdinium trenchii, 953 nucleotides long. The record is from the annotation of a GenBank genome assembly. NCBI's taxonomy places the organism in Eukaryota, Dinophyceae, Suessiales, Symbiodiniaceae.